This is a messenger RNA of Cucumis melo (muskmelon), 1595 nucleotides long. RefSeq names its product cytochrome P450 81Q32-like. The record is from RefSeq and is a predicted model, not a curated record. Lineage: Eukaryota; Viridiplantae; Streptophyta; Magnoliopsida; Cucurbitales; Cucurbitaceae. Bases 22 to 1521 code for a protein of 499 amino acids. The transcript has 2 exons. Gene Ontology annotation, molecular function: monooxygenase activity; iron ion binding; heme binding.
AACGACUAUCAAACAAUUCAAAUGGAUUUUCUCUCUGCUUUCUUUCUUCUCUUUCUUUCUUUCCUUUUACUUCAACAACUGAGAACCCGCCGGAGAAAUCUGCCUCCCAGCCCACCGUCCUUUCCGAUUAUCGGUCAUCUCCAUCUCCUACAACGCCCAACCCACCGGAACUUCCAAAACAUCGCCGCCAAAUACGGACCCAUUUUCUCUCUCCGAUUCGGAUCUCGCCUUGCUGUCAUAGUCUCUUCACUCCAAAUAGCCCAAGAAUGCUUCACCAAACACGAUCUCAUAUUCGCCAACCGCCCGCGUUUGCUGAGCGGAAAAUACUUCGGCUACAGCUGGACCACCAUGACUACCGCCUCUUACGGCGACCAUUGGCGGAACCUCCGCCGCCUCGCCGCCAUGGAGAUCUUCUCCCCGACGCGCCUCAACGCGUCUCUCGCCUUCCGUAAGGAUGAAAUCCGGCGAUUGUUGGUCAAACUCCAUUCGGAAUCAUUCGCCAAGGUGGAGUUGACGCCCAUGUUUUCGGAACUGAGUUUCAACAUCGUGAUGAGGGUCGUGGCUGGAAAGAGGUACUACGGCGAGAAGGUUUCCGAUGAGGCGGAAGCGAGGGAGUUCAGAGAGCUUAUGGAUGAGGUUUCGCGUCAGGGAGGAACUUCGCAAUGGGUGGAUUUCAUGCCGAUUUUGAAAUGGAUAGGGUUUGGUGCAUAUGAGAAGAUUUUGACGAAAUCGGCGAUAUGGGCCGAUCGAUUUGUGCAAGAAUUGAUUGAAGAACAUCGGAAUAAGAAAGUAUUGGGAAGAGAAGAACAGAGUUCUCUGCUUCAUCGGCUUCUGGAAUUGCAGCUCUCACAACCGGAAUAUUACACCGAUCAGAUCAUCAAAGGGCUUGUUCUGGUUUUGUUGCGUGCGGGAAUAGACACAUCAUCUGUGACCUUGGACUGGGCAAUGACUGAAUUACUGAACCAUCCGGAGGUAUUAGCCAAAGCCAAAGCUGAGAUAGACACCAAGAUCGGUCAAGAUCGACCCGUUGAGGAAUCAGAUAUCGCCAACCUCAACUACCUUCAAGCCAUUAUUUCUGAAACCUUUCGUUUGCACCCUCCAGCCCCGAUGCUUCUCACACACUAUUCCUCUGACGACUGCUGUGUUGCAGGCUACAACAUUCCUCGUGGGACCAUGUUAUUGGUCAAUGCUUCAGCAAUUCACAGAGACCCGAAGUUGUGGGAUGACCCAACUAGUUUCCGACCAGAGAGAUUCUUGGGAGCAGGGAAUGAGUUACAGACCAACAAACUCAUUCCUUUUGGAAUUGGAAGGAGGGCUUGUCCUGGAGAAAUUAUGGGUUUACGUGUUGUAGGAUUGACUUUGGGUCUUUUGAUUCAAUGCUACGAGUGGAAAAAAGUUGGAUAUGAAAACGUAGACACGACUGAAUAUGGAGGUAUCACCAUUCUCAAAGUGAAGCCUGUGGAGACCAUGUGUAAACCUUGUCCAGUUAUGGUAAAAGUUCUAUCAAAUGGCUUGGACUAAGUUUUACCAACGUUUGGUUACAGCCUUUGUUAUAUUUAGGGCUUGAAUAAAUAAUGUGAUUUCGAUGUUCUCAA